Aquila chrysaetos chrysaetos is the source of this 6569-nucleotide messenger RNA. RefSeq names its product syntaphilin (gene SNPH). Gene Ontology annotation, biological process: neuron differentiation. Bases 3090 to 4703 code for a protein of 537 amino acids. The transcript is spliced from 5 exons. Lineage: Eukaryota; Metazoa; Chordata; Aves; Accipitriformes; Accipitridae. Gene Ontology annotation, cellular component: cytoplasmic microtubule; mitochondrion. The record is from RefSeq and is a predicted model, not a curated record.
CCAGGGGUCCCGUGCCCCCGUUUCCCAUGCAGGAAGCUUCUAGGAGGAGCAAUACCUGCCGAGCCCUGUCUGUCCGUCGCUGGCACGGCCAGGGGAUCCAGCACGGAGUGGGGAAGAGGCGGCAUUCAAGCCGAAGAGGCAUCUCUGCGGGGCGGCAAUCCCCAAAUGAUGGCUGAGCCACAAUUCUUGGGGAAAUCCUCCCCUGAGAUGCCGGGCUGAGCCUCAGGGUGCUCUGCUGGCACCCUGUCACCCCUCUGCCACCCGUCUGGCUUUGCAUCGCCAUCGCGGUGCGGUCUGUGGGUCAGCAGUGCCCCAGAUCCCCUCUGCGGCCGGCAGGAGCUGGGAACCCACCGAAGGAUGCGGCUCAGGAGCACCCGGAGCCCCGUGGUGUCAGCCACCCCAGGACAGUGGCAGCGUGGGGGGCUCUUGGCCCCGGGGGACAUGCAGAGGUGGGGAACCGGCUGAGCAACCUGUGCCGGCAGGGACGGGGCACGUGCCGUGCCUGGGGGUGCCGGACACCAUUACCGGUGCAGCGGGGAUCAGCGGCUGCCUGAACCCUGCCUGGGGCUGAGCCCUGCCUGGGGCUGAGCACUGCUGACCGCAGCAGGCACGGAAAGUGCUCGGAGCGGUUACGGCACAAUGUGCCGGUGAGGGGGGUCACCCACUCCUGGGGGCGAGAGGCUCUUGUGCCCGGCUGUCCUCCAUCCCACCCCGCGUGUGGUGUCAGCUUUUCGUGCUGUAACUCCAGCUGUUUCCUUAACAAGGACCAUUGCUUUUAUUUAGCGUGAAUUCCCCAGGCUAAUUCUGUUGCACAGAAUAAGCACUAUUUUGUGCUGUUGUUUUUAAAAGAGCUGCCUUUCUGUUGCACUAUGAGCCGGGCAAUUGGCAGGGAGUUUUGCUGUCGGUGGCUCUAGGAGAAAGCGUUAGACAUUGCGAAGGGCAGCGUUCCUCCUGCCCAUCCCCUGAGCUGUGUUUUGGGGUGGUUUGCAAGAUGCUGAAACACAAAAUAGGUAGUUUGCAGCAUGAGCUCUGGACCUGGUGUAAGUUGGACCGUCAGACCCUGGCCCGUACCAGCAUCCCCAAGGAACGAGAGCGGCCACAGAGGUGCUGUGCUGAGCAGGGUCCUGCCGGUGCCCGCGGCACGGGGACAAGCCGGCACUCCCCAAAUCGCCCUAACCUCGCCCCAGCGUCCGUGCGCUGGCGGUGGCUGUUAAAAUCUCUGUGUAAUUGCAAGCCCGGGCUGCACUAUGGAGCUGGGACUGCGUGUCCCAGCAGGGUAAUGGUGCGGAGAUGAACUUUUUGGCCGCGGGGAUCAGCAUUUGCAGUCUGUGUGGCUGGGCUCGGCGCCCGUUUCUGAUGCCAGGUUAUUGCUGCUCAGGGUCUCUCCGGGGCCUGUGCUGCAGACACGUCCUCUCUUCUGGGGCACAAGCUGUUUUUGUCAGCUCUGUAAGGAUCAACCCACAAGCAAAGGAUUCUACCACAUUUAAUCUGUGUCCUGCAAGACGUUCCCCAAGUUCAUCAUUCUGCAAAGACGAAAAUAAGGUGGAGGAAAUCUGUUCCCUGCGCUGGCUCUCAGCUGGACAUCUCAGCCGGCACGUGAGACCUGGCUUUCUCUCAUCAACCCUUUGCAUGACUUGGGAUUUGCAGACCCAGAGUCACUGGCAGUGGCACGUUGUCCUCCAGCCCCCCCAAAUUUCCUCUCCUGCUGCCGAGGCUCCCGAUAUUCAUUUUUGGGGGUUUGUCCCUGUGCAGAGCGGGAGCUGCCUUUCCCACGCAGGGCUGGCCAUGCGCAGCUCUGCUGGCCCCGUCCCCGAUGCUUCUGACAUGGAGGGACGAGCCUGCCUGCCCUCUGCCCUGGCUUGGGUUGCUUUAUACCCCCAUGUUUUUAUGGGAUUUCUUCUUUUCUGCUUGCCCUUGCAGCUUUGCUCUGACUCCUGCCACAAGCCCCAUCUAUUAGAUGGAUUUUAGAUUUUAGUGACCUUCUCUUGGUUACUCCCCUGUGUUUCCUGGCCCUCGUGGCUGCCAUCAUCUUCCUUGCUGGAGAGCAUGCAGCACGCUCAGGGACACAGUUAUUCAUCUUUUAAUGCUUUUCAUUUCCUCUCAGUAUGUUUUUCCCAAUGCCUAAUCAAUGAGCAGCCGCAGCAGCGAGACGGAGCCCCCAGAAGUGCCAGGCGUUGCGGGGAGGUGGGGUCCGGGCUGACAUGGGUCCCACCGGAGAGCAGGGGCAGCCCCUCUGCGGGAUUGGACCCCUCUGCAAAUCACUGGAAAAGCGGAGGUCUUCACUGCUUCUCCCUUUCUUGCAUUUCAAAUGUGAUAAGAUAAUCUUGGAUUUUCUGACGCUUUCAUGGCAAGGCUCUCUUUGCACUAGAGCUGCUCAUCCUGCUCCAUGCCGUAGUGGUAAUUCUGAGUGCAGACAAGUAAUUCCCUCUGCCUUUAGAGGCAAAGUAGCCACGUACCAGGUGAAAAAGUGUGUUUUCAGCUUUGGUGCUAAGUCUGCCCAACCUGCCUGUCCUUGGCAGCCUGUUGGCACGGUGAGGCUUUUGGGGAGACUGAAAUGGCCUGUUGAUUCUGUGGGAAUAAAGACACUGACAAUUUAUUACCAGUGAUUAAAUUCAAGCCUGCUGGUUCAAGCCGCCCUGGGGCAGCUUGGUGAGGCAGAGCCGAUACCCGGCUGGGAGAGGAUGCGCAGCCCAUCAUGUCUGUGAGACGGGGACCUGGGGAGGGUGCAGGAUAGUGGUCCCCCCUCCACGGGAUUUCGGUGCCCACUGGCAGACCUCGGCCAGGCUCCCUGUGGCAGCAGCUCGGGGCUGCUCUGAGUUUCUCACCCCCUAAACCUGCCGGGUGCACCGCGAGAGGCAUCGAGCCUCGGCGUGGGUGCCAGGCGAGUCUGCAGCAGUGGGAGGAGGAGGAGGAGGAACUGAGCUCACCAGGCGUGAGGCCGAAUCCAGGCUUCCCCACAGAGCCGUUCCCGGCUGCGGGUGCUGGGGCAGGAGCCUGGGGUGCAGCGUGGGGUGCUGGCAGGAGCGGUACCAGCCCGCGUGCUGGACACAGGCGUGCCAUCUGCGGUGCUGGCACUUGCCUGGUGCUGCAUGUUAAUGGAGCGGAGAGGGAGCCCUGAGCAGAGCGGUUUGGCGUGCGGUUCCCCGGCGCCCAGGACCCGCGGCACUGCAGCGAUGUCUCUGCCGGGGAGCAGACGCUCGUCCACGGGAUCGCGCAGUCGCGGGGUUUAUGGACGGAGUGGCUUUGCCUCCUUCUUUAAGUCUUCAGCGCCCUCAGCCACUCGGCCUGAGACACAGCCUCUUCUCCCUGCCUCCAGGCGCCCCUCGCCCCCCGGGAGGGACACCUACGGCACCUCCUCGCUGAGCAGCAGCAGCAAUUCUGGCUCCUGCAAGGGCAGCGACAGCAGCCCCACCCCAAGGCGCUCGGCCAAGUACAACCUCUGCAGCGACAACCAUGGGAUAAAGCCGCCGACGCCAGAACAGUACCUGACGCCCCUGCAGCAGAAGGAGGUCUGCAUCAGGCACCUGAAAGCUCGCCUGAAGGACACGCAGGAGCGGCUGCAGGACAGGGACGCCGAGAUCGAGGACCUGAAGACGCAGCUGUCGCGGAUGCAGGAGGACUGGAUCGAGGAGGAGUGCCAUCGCGUGGAGGCCCAGCUGGCGCUGAAGGAAGCCCGCAAGGAGAUCAAGCAGCUGAAGCAGGUCAUCGACACGGUGAAGAACAACCUGCUGGAGAAGGACAAGGGGCUCCAGAAGUAUUUCGUGGACAUCAACAUCCAGAACAAGAAGCUGGAGACGCUGCUGCAUAGCAUGGAGGUGGCGCAGAACGGGGCGCUGAAGGAGGAGGGGGCCGGCGAGUCGGCCGGGGGGUCCCCGGCCCGAUCCCUCACCCGCAGCUCCACCUACACCAAGCUGAGCGACCAGGGGGCCGGGGACCGCAACGUGGGGGGCUCGCAGACCAUCUCGCUGGACGAGGGGGCCGACAGCGGCUUCGCGGGGGCGGAGGAUGCUCCCGGCCACACGGACCCGCUGGAGGUGGGGGGCGAGCCCGGCGGCCGCCUGCCCCCCAGUUCCACCUACGAGAAGCUGCUGGGGCUGCGGGGCGGCGUGGAGGCCGGGGUGCAGGCCAGCUGCAUGCAGGAGCGGGCCAUCCAGACGGACUUCGUGCCCUGCCAGCCCGACCUGGACACCAUCCUGGAGAAGGUGAUGAAGUCCCAGGCUUGCAGCUUAGGCAGCCCCACCUCAGCCUGGGUCUCCGAAAUGGAAGACGUGAUGCCCGGCCCCGAGCUCUCCAACCCCGCCGGGACCACGGACCUGCCGGCGACCGAGCCCGCCGCCGCCGCCGCGGCGGGUGCCGGGGCCGAGGGGGGUACCCCCUGCAACCCGGCGGUGCGGCAGCCCCCCGGCGCCAGCCCCUCCGUGGCCAUCGCCUGCUCGACGGAGGAGGAGACGACGGAGGUGACCGGCUGCGAGGCCGCCCCUUCCAAGAGCUACUGGAGCCGCCAUUUCAUCGUGGAUCUGCUGGCGGUGGUGGUGCCGGCGGUGCCCACGGUGGCCUGGCUGUGCCGCUCGCAGCGCCGGCAGGGCCAGCCCAUCUACAACAUCAGCUCGCUGCUGCGGGGCUGCUGCACCGUGGCCCUCCACUCCAUCCGCAGGAUGGGCUGUCGCCCAGUCGCCAGCCCCGGGGGCGGCGCCCAGCCCUGACCCCCCCCGCCCCGCACCCCGACACCCCCCGCCCGCCCCCACGGACCCGACCGCUGAUUGUAAAGCCCCCCCGCCAUGUCCCCGCUCUCCUGGGGUCCUUCGUUGGAUCUGGCUCGUUAUGCAGCCCUGGGGGGGGGGUGGGAAAGGGCUGGGGGGGGGGGUCUGUGGGUGCAUCGGGGUGUGCUGCCCCCCCCCCCCCCCCCAGCUCCUUUGUCCUGGAGGAGGGAAAGGACCGUUGCUGGAAGAGAGGUGCCAAGCGGCGAUGUGGGAUGUGGCACCGAGCAUCGUGCUGCAGCCCCCUGCCCGAUGGACGCCGCGGUGCCUCCAGCUGCAGGGGGGGGCUACGGGGCUGCACCCCACCGGGUGGGCUCUCCCUUCAUUGCACUCGCUUUCCAGUUGUCCUUGCUCUGUCCCGCAGCCAGCCCUGCCACGGAUGGGCAAUGGCAAGGAGCCGCACAACAGCAGAGAGAGCCGGGGGGGGGGGGGCCACAGCGGAGACACCCCCCCCCCCCCCCCCAGGUGCAUUUCAUGCUGCGGGUACGGGUUGCACCGCAACAGCAAAGUCUGGCUGCGGGCAGGAGGAUGGCAGGAACCCGCCUGGACACAGGGACCAGUUCUGGACUGGUUCGGGAGGCAGUGGGAGCCCGUGGGGCACCUUCGCCCCGGCCUGCUGACCCGCUUCGGUGUCCGUCCUCCUCCCUCCGGCGGGACGGUGCCCCGGCCGGGCUCUCUUCAAGCCGCCCAUUGCUUGGGAGAUGCCUCUCCGCACUGGGAUGGAACCGGACCGCGGCUCCGGCGCUGCCGAGCGAGGCCGAGCAGCCCCGGGGGAAGCUUCGGUCCCUCCCUCCCUUUGCUUUGCACUAUAUUCACUUUUUUUUUUUUUAGUACAGACUGAAGCCCGGUUGUUGGGGGGACCAAGGUGGCGGUGAGCUGAGUUGGGGGAAACCCCCAGCCCUGGCUCUGGCCGCCACAGAGCGGAACCGGGGGCUCUUGUGGUUUUGGCAGAGGUGAUGCUGGCGAUGCCAGUGAUCCCAUCCUGUGCCGGACCUUGGGGAUGCCUUUGCUGGGAGGCACCGAGGGGGUGCAGGCAGGGCUGUGCAGGCAGAGCCGAGCAUCUUUGCCUGCCCUGGCACCCCAGCCGAAUCCCUGCUUUGCUGGUGGCCUCCGGAAAAGAAGAAGAAGAAAAAAAAAAAAACAAAAAGCCUUUUUUUUUUUUUUGAAAAGCAAAGACAGCAAGGAUUGCUCAGCGGGGGCUGGCGAGACGCGAGACUUGGGGCUCCCCCGGGCGCGCGGCGCUCCCACCCCCACGAAUGUCUGUGGCUUCUUCGUGACUUGAAUUAACCGUGUUUCCCCAUCCCACCCCGCUCCACCACCCAUGGGUGCCACCGGCCGGGUGCCCUGGGAGCCAGCGAUGCUCCACAUGCCGGCAUCCACCGGUCCCCGUAGGGGCUCACACCGCGUCCCACACGCCCCGCGCUUCCCCAAAUCCCCCAUCCGGCGGCUGGGACGCGGGGCACCAGCUCUGCCCGCGCUGGGGGCGGCGGAGGCGGCGGCAGCCGCUGGCACAGCACGGGGUGCCGGGUGAAGUAUUGGGGGAGAAACGGUGGCAAGACAGCCGGGGCGGCCGAUGUAAGCGGAGCUAGGAUAUACGCCUCUUGUGCAAUGUAUUUGUGGAUCUGUGUACACGUCUGUUAGACUAUCCAAAGCUUUGCCAAGAAAUAAAUGUAACGAUUAUAUUUGAAAGACAAAUCUAUACAAUAUAUUUUUUAAAUACAGAACUGAAAAAGCUGUAACCCCCCUUUUCUUGUUUCCCCUGUCCUGUACUCGCUGUCUGUGGUGGAUGUAAUAAACGUCGCUGGGUCUGUG